This is a messenger RNA of Pseudogymnoascus verrucosus, 1432 nucleotides long. Its product is annotated as NADPH:quinone reductase. Gene Ontology annotation, cellular component: cytoplasm. Gene Ontology annotation, biological process: cellular response to oxidative stress. The record is from RefSeq and is a predicted model, not a curated record. Lineage: Eukaryota; Fungi; Ascomycota; Leotiomycetes; Thelebolales; Thelebolaceae. The transcript is spliced from 3 exons. Gene Ontology annotation, molecular function: quinone reductase (NADPH) activity; zinc ion binding. Bases 363 to 1364 code for a protein of 333 amino acids.
GGGUUAUGUGGCAAGAUAUUUUUCCGCGAUUGAACGACAAUUACCCCAGACUUCUAUGGACAAGUGCACAGGCUUUAUACACCUCAUAACUCCGAAACGGAGCAAUGGCCCUACAGUGGUCGGCCUUUGUGGAGAUAUCUGCCGAGAUUAUGUGGAGUCAUGUACUCGAGAUUAUCGUUAUCUUGUCCGAGUGCCGAUGCCGAGUUCUCUCUCAGAAUGCUUUGAUUUAUCAGCGCAAUAGUCUACACUAAACAUGGGGAAUAUAGAGGAUAUAUCAAGAGGACCACAUCAUAUUCAAUCUAAGUCUUUGUUCAUAUUACUCGAAGUAUUUGACGCUCUUAACAUUUUUUACCUCAUUUAGUAUGUCCCCACUACCGUCUACGAUGAAAUCGGUAGUACUCUCUGGGCUGGGGGGGCAUGAGAUGCUCAAAUACUCAGAGACUCAGCCGCUCCCGGAAUUGAAUGAGGGGGAGGUUCUGGUUAAAAACACGUUUGCCGGAAUUAACUUUGUCGACAUCUACUACCGCACCGGCGUGUACCCUUCCAAAUCUCUCCCAGAUAUUAUUGGAAAUGAAGCGGCUGGGACGAUUGUGGCAAUACGGGAACCAAAUCUGCUGGGGUUUAAAAUUGGUGACAGAGUCGCCUGGAUGGGACGAGGUGGAUACGCCGAGUACACCGCGGUGAACCAUGGCGCAUGCGUGAAAAUCCCAUCUGAAGUUUCAGACAGAGACGCUGCUUCGGUUCUUCUGAUGGGUAUGACUGCUUUAUCCUUGGUAAAAAAGGCUUAUGCUGUUCAAAAGGGCCAGACUGUGUUGGUCCACGCUGCAGCAGGAGGUGUUGGGUUAUUGAUGUGUCAAAUUCUCAAGGACAUAGGAGCUAUCGUUAUUGGGACUGCUGGAAGUCCAGAGAAGUGCGCACUUGCCAAAGAACACGGAGCAACGCAUGUAAUUGACUACAGAGCCUCGUCGGGCGCGGGCUGGGUUGAGCAGGUGAAAGAGAUCACAAAUGGGGAAGGAGUUGACGUGGUCUAUGACAGUGUUGGAAAGGACACAUGGGAAGGUAGCAUGGACGUCGCGAAGCGCAACGGUAAAGUAGUGUUCACUGGCGUCGCAAGUGGACCUAUUCCAGACACUUUGAUGCAGAGGCUCGGAGAAAAAAACGUUUCUGUAAUGCGAUCAUCACUGAAGAAUAUGAUUGCAACAAGACCAGAGUUUGAAUUUUACGCCACUAGUGCACUUGAUCACAUCAAGAAUGGCAAGAUAAAAGUGAAAAUACAUGAUGUAUAUUCAUUAUCCAAUGUACCAAGGGCUCAUGAGGAGCUGGAAGGAAGGAACACUACUGGCAAGCUUCUGGUGAAGUUAUAGAAAAUUGCAAGCAAAUGAUACUAAAAAAAUGCACUAAAUUCUAGGCCGAGUUUAUAAUUAGAAUCCAC